UGGCGGUACUGCGGGUGACAACGGUCAAUAAUGAAGGUGGCUGCGGCGCGGCAGCGGAUUCAGCUGCGCCGGGCGGGGGCGGCGCCGGGACCGCGCCUGUAGGACCUCGGGGCCGGCGCGGCGAGAUGGGGCCCCGGCGCGGGGAGUGAGGCGGGUGUGACGGCGAGCGGAACUUCAGCCGGAGGGGCUCUCCUGCUUCCCCCUCUGGCUCUUCGGCCUCCACCUGCAGCCCCUCGGCCCCCGCGUCCCGCGGGACCGGGACGGCAACGGCGGGGGCAUGUGGCGCUGGGUCCGGCAGCAGCUGGGUUUUGACCCACCACAUCAAAGUGACACAAGAACUAUUUACAUAGCCAACAGGUUUCCUCAGUAUGGCCUUUACACACCUCAGAAAUUUAUAGAUAACCGGAUCAUUUCAUCUAAGUAUACUGUGUGGAAUUUUGUUCCAAAAAAUUUAUUUGAACAAUUCAGAAGAGUGGCAAACUUUUAUUUUCUUAUUAUAUUUUUGGUUCAGCUUAUGAUUGAUACACCUACCAGUCCAAUUACCAGUGGACUUCCGUUAUUCUUUGUGAUAACAGUAACUGCCAUAAAGCAGGGAUAUGAAGAUUGGUUAAGACAUAACUCAGAUAAUGAAGUAAAUGGAGCUCCUGUUUAUGUUGUUCGAAGUGGUGGCCUUGUAAAAACUAGAUCAAAAAACAUUCGGGUGGGUGAUAUUGUUCGAGUAGCCAAAGAUGAAAUUUUCCCUGCAGAUUUGGUGCUUCUGUCCUCAGAUCGACUUGAUGGUUCUUGUCACGUUACAACUGCUAGCUUGGAUGGAGAAACUAACCUGAAGACCCAUGUGGCAGUUCCAGAAACAGCAGUAUUACAAACAGUUGCCAAUUUGGACACUCUUAUAGCUGUGAUAGAAUGUCAGCAACCAGAAGCAGACUUGUACAGAUUCAUGGGACGAAUGAUAAUAACUCAACAAAUGGAAGAAAUUGUAAGACCUCUGGGGCCAGAGAGUCUCUUGCUUCGUGGAGCCAGAUUAAAAAACACAAAAGAAAUUUUUGGUGUUGCUGUGUAUACUGGAAUGGAAACUAAAAUGGCAUUAAAUUACAAGAGCAAAUCACAGAAACGAUCUGCAGUAGAAAAGUCAAUGAAUACAUUUUUGAUAAUUUAUCUAAUAAUCCUUAUUUCUGAAGCCAUCAUCAGUACUAUCUUGAAAUAUACAUGGCAAGCUGAAGAAAAAUGGGAUGAACCUUGGUAUAACCAAAAAACAGAACAUCAAAGAAAUAGUAGUAAGAUUCUGAAAUUUAUUUCAGACUUCCUUGCUUUUUUGGUACUCUACAAUUUCAUCAUUCCAAUUUCAUUAUAUGUGACAGUCGAAAUGCAGAAAUUUCUUGGAUCAUUUUUUAUUGGCUGGGAUCUUGAUCUCUAUCAUGAAGAAUCAGAUCAGAAAGCUCAAGUCAAUACUUCUGAUCUGAAUGAAGAACUUGGACAGGUGGAGUAUGUGUUUACAGACAAAACUGGUACACUGACCGAAAAUGAGAUGCAGUUUCGGGAAUGUUCAAUUAAUGGUAUAAAAUACCAAGAAAUCAAUGGUAGACUUGUGUCUGAAGGACCAACACCAGACUCUUCAGAAGGAAACUUAUCUUAUCUUAGUAGUUUAUCCCAUCUUAACAACUUAUCCCAUCUUGCAACCAGUUCCUCUUUUAGAACCAGUCCUGAAAAUGAAACUGAACUAAUUAAAGAACAUGAUCUCUUCUUUAAAGCAGUCAGUCUCUGUCAUACUGUGCAGAUUAGCAGUGUUCAGACUGAUGGAAUUGGUGAUAGUCCCUGGCAAACCAACCUUGCACCCUCCCAGUUGGAGUACUAUGCAUCUUCACCAGAUGAAAAGGCUCUCGUGGAAGCUGCUGCAAGAUUCGGCAUUGUAUUUAUUGGCAAUUCUGGAGAAACUAUGGAAGUUAAAACACUUGGAAAACUGGAACGGUACAAACUGCUUCAUAUUCUGGAAUUUGAUUCAGAUCGUAGAAGAAUGAGUGUAAUUGUUCAGGCACCUUCAGGUGAGAAACUUUUAUUUGUUAAAGGAGCCGAAUCAUCAAUUCUCCCAGAAUGUAUAGGUGGAGAAAUAGAAAAAACCAGAAUUCAUGUAGAUGAAUUUGCUUUGAAAGGGCUAAGAACUCUGUGUAUGGCCUAUAGAGAGUUUACACCUAAAGAGUAUGAGGAAAUAGAUAGACAUUUAUUUGAAGCCAGGACUGCCUUGCAGCAACGGGAAGAGAAAUUGGCAGAUGUCUUCCAGUUCAUAGAGAAAGACCUGAUAUUACUGGGAGCUACAGCAGUAGAAGACAAACUACAAGAUAAAGUUCGAGAAACUAUUGAAGCAUUGAGAAUGGCUGGUAUCAAAGUAUGGGUACUUACUGGAGAUAAACAUGAAACAGCUGUUAGUGUGAGUUUGUCAUGUGGACAUUUUCACAGAACCAUGAACAUCCUUGAACUUAUAAACCAGAGGUCAGACAGUGAAUGUGCUGAAAAGUUGAGGCAGCUUGCCAGAAGAAUUACAGAGGACCAUGUGAUUCAGCAUGGUCUGGUGGUGGAUGGGAUCAGUCUGUCUCUUGCACUCAGGGAGCAUGAAAAACUAUUUAUGGAAGUUUGUAAAAAUUGUUCAGCUGUAAUGUGCUGUCGUAUGGCACCACUGCAGAAAGCAAAGGUAAUAAGACUGAUAAAAAUCUCACCUGAGAAGCCUAUAACAUUGGCUGUUGGCGAUGGUGCUAAUGAUGUAAGCAUGAUACAAGAAGCACAUGUUGGAAUAGGAAUCAUGGGUAAAGAAGGAAGACAAGCUGCAAGGAACAGUGACUAUGCAAUAGCUAGAUUUAAAUUUCUCUCCAAAUUGCUUUUUGUUCAUGGUCAUUUUUAUUAUAUUAGAAUAGCUACCCUUGUACAGUAUUUUUUUUAUAAGAAUGUGUGCUUUAUCACACCCCAGUUUUUAUAUCAGUUCUACUGUUUGUUUUCUCAACAAACAUUGUAUGACAGCGUGUACCUGACUUUAUACAAUAUUUGUUUUACAUCCCUGCCUAUUCUGAUAUAUAGUCUGUUGGAACAGCAUAUAGACCCUCAUGUGUUACAGAACAAGCCCACUCUCUAUCGAGACAUUAGUAAAAACCGUCAACUAAGCAUGAAAACAUUUCUUUAUUGGACCAUGUUGGGUUUCAGUCAUGCCUUUAUUUUCUUUUUUGGAUCCUAUUUUCUAAUAGGGAAAGAUACAUCUCUGCUUGGAAAUGGCCAGAUGUUUGGAAAUUGGACAUUUGGUACCUUGGUCUUCACAGUCAUGGUUAUUACAGUCACAGUAAAGAUGGCUUUGGAAACUCAUUUUUGGACCUGGAUCAAUCAUCUUGUUACCUGGGGAUCUAUUUUAUUCUAUUUUGUAUUUUCUUUGUUUUAUGGAGGGAUUCUCUGGCCAUUUUUGAGCUCCCAGAAUAUGUACUUUGUAUUUAUUCAGCUCCUGUCAAGUGGUUCUGCUUGGUUUGCCAUAAUUCUCAUGGUUGUUACAUGCCUAUUUCUUGAUAUUGUGAAGAAAGUAUUUGACCGACAGUUUCAUCCUACAAAUAUUGAAAAGGCACAGCUUACUGAAACAAAUUCAAGUAUCAAGUGCUUGGACUCCAUGUGCUGUUUCUCAGAAGGAGAAACAGCGUGCGCAUCUGUUGGAAGAAUGCUGGAACGAGUAAUAGGAAGAUGUCGUCCGUCCCAUGUCAGCAGAUCAUGGAGUGCAUCGGAUCCUUUCUAUACCAACGACAGGAGCAUCUUGACUCUCUCCACAAUGGACUCGUCUACUUGUUAAAGGGGCAGUAGUACUUUGUGGGAGCCAUUUCAACUCCUUUCCUAAAAUUCAGUGUGAUCAUCCUGGUAAUGGCCACACUACCUCUGCGGAAUUACUUUCUGAAAUCUCUGGAGUAGUUCAUGCCCACUCAGAGUUAUAAUGGCAAACAAACAAAAAGCAUUACCAUGCACCCCUGUCAGCCGCCCUCUUAAUUUAAAUCUGAACAUGUUAAAAUUUAUGAAUAAAGAGACAUUUUUCAUCUCUUUAUCUGGGUUGUCCCCGUGUGCUUACGGGACUCCCAAUGGCAUUUCAGCCUUUUGCUAAGGCCAAUAAAUAUUUUAACAUCAAGGUAGAAAAGGGAGCUAAUUCCUAGUUAAUUGUAUUUUUUUGUAUGGCUUGGUUAUUGAGUCUUCUGUUUAAAUCUGCCUCUAUAAAUUAUGCUGAAAAGUUUGCCUUGAAAACUCUAUUUUUUUAUUAGAGUUAUAUUUGAAACUUUUCAUGGGAAAAGUUAAUGUGAAUAGUAAGGAAUUUGGUCCCUCAGUGACCCAUGUUUGUUCAUUCAUUAGUGCUUUCUAAGUUCACAGAGCAAAUUAGGAGAAUGCAUUUCCAACCAUUAUUUACUGCAGUAUGGGUAGUAAAUAUAUACCAGUACCAAAACUUCUCUAAAUGUACUGUAACACAACCAGUUAAGUUAACCAUAUACAUGCAAAGGGUAUAUCAUCUCUUACCUAUAAAUCAGGAAUCAAGUCCAUUCACCAAAUUUCAAAUUGAUGUUUACUAUUUUUGUGACAAUGUAAAGAACCUGUAGUGGGUAAAUUAGACACCAUUAUCAUAUUAUUAUUUAAUGUGUUUAUCAUUGGAUCUUUUGCAUGCUUUAAUCUGGUUAAUAUAUUUAAAUUUGCUUUUUUUGUCUAUCUGAAGGCUCUGUGUAUAGUAUUUUACAAC
Molecule: messenger RNA, 4735 nt
Organism: Mesoplodon densirostris (Blainville's beaked whale)
Lineage: Eukaryota; Metazoa; Chordata; Mammalia; Artiodactyla; Ziphiidae
Gene: ATP11B
Product: ATPase phospholipid transporting 11B (putative)
Exons: 30
Coding region: 278-3811 (1177 amino acids)
Biological process (GO): phospholipid translocation
Cellular component (GO): endoplasmic reticulum; plasma membrane; trans-Golgi network
Molecular function (GO): magnesium ion binding; ATP binding; ATP hydrolysis activity
Source: RefSeq, a predicted model, not a curated record